Molecule: messenger RNA, 1410 nt
Organism: Aspergillus neoniger CBS 115656
Lineage: Eukaryota; Fungi; Ascomycota; Eurotiomycetes; Eurotiales; Aspergillaceae
Product: heterogeneous nuclear ribonucleoprotein HRP1
Exons: 4
Coding region: 1-1410 (469 amino acids)
Molecular function (GO): RNA binding
Source: RefSeq, a predicted model, not a curated record
AUGUUCAUCGGAGGUUUGAACUGGGAAACUACGGAUCAAUCUCUGAAGGACUACUUCUCUCAAUUUGGAGAGGUACAGGAAUGCACUGUGAUGCGAGACAGUGCUACUGGUCGCUCUAGAGGUUUUGGGUUCUUGACUUUCAGAGAUCCGAAGACAGUGAACACUGUCAUGGUCAAGGAGCACUACCUGGAUGGGAAGAUUAUCGAUCCUAAGCGUGCGAUCCCGCGUGACGAGCAAGAGAAGACUAGCAAGAUCUUUGUUGGUGGUGUCAGCCAAGAGGCCAACGAACAUGACUUUAAAGAAUUCUUUGCUCAAUUUGGCCGCGUCAUCGAUGCCACCCUGAUGAUCGACAAGGAUACUGGUCGUCCCCGUGGCUUCGGAUUUGUGACCUUCGAUAGCGAGACUGCCGUGGAAGCCGCUCUGUCGGGCCCCUUGGAGAUCUGUGGGAAGCCCAUAGAGGUCAAGAAAGCUCAGCCAAGAGGCAACCUGCGUGAUGAGGAAGACCGCAGGUUCCGCCGCGGCAGGGACGCUUUCCGAGAGGGUGGUCAAAUGGGGGGUGAUGGUUCCCAGCAGCAAGCGGGUGCACCGGGACAGGCCAACAUGGCUGGUGGAUUAACACCACAAAUGAUGGCACAGUACUGGCAAAGGAUGCAGCAGUAUUUUGCUUUGAUGCAACAGCAGAUGGCUGUCGCCGCCGCUCAGGGUCAGGGAAUGGGCGGAAUGGGAAUGGGUGGAAUGAACCCUGCCAUGAUGCAGCAAAUGCAACAGAUGAAGCAGAUGCAACAGAUGCAGAUGGGCAACAAUCAGCCUCAAGGCAGUCUCAGUCCUCCUUCGCAGAGCGCAACUCCUCAAGCCAUGCCGAACAUGAUGAACCCCGCUAUGAUGCAGCAAAUGCAACAGAUGCAGCAGAUGCAGAGCCAAGGGCAGGGCAGCAACGUCGGGGGCAUGCCGGCCCAACUGGGAAAUGCUAUGGGAGGAGGAGGUGGUGGUGGUGGUGGUAGUGGUAGUGGUGGAGGAACACCAGGCAGUGCUAAUGGAAAUGGGAACUUUACUGGUCCUCGAGGGGGGCCUGGUUAUAACGCCCAGGAACAAAUUGCUUUUGAACAGCAAAAGUAUGAGCAGCAGCAGGUACGCCGAGCCAUGGAAAACCGGGCCUUUUCGCCGUACCAACAGGGCGGGCCCACUUCGUGGGAAGGCAUGUACGAUGAAGUACCCCAGCCUAACAUUCCUACUGGACCCCAGGCCAUGAACCGUGCUGGAAGCAUGGGACGCGGACCCACUCCGCAACCUCAAAGCGCUGCCCCGGCGAACGCUCCCACAGGACCCAAGAACGCUGGCAAGCCAGGCGCCAAUUAUCGUGGAGGUGGACGAGGAGGACACCGCGGCUUCCAUCCCUAUGCCCGGGGAUAA